Coccidioides immitis RS is the source of this 918-nucleotide messenger RNA. RefSeq lists its product as uncharacterized. Gene Ontology annotation, cellular component: endoplasmic reticulum membrane. Gene Ontology annotation, biological process: sphingolipid biosynthetic process. Bases 1 to 918 code for a protein of 305 amino acids. Gene Ontology annotation, molecular function: 3-dehydrosphinganine reductase activity. NCBI's taxonomy places the organism in Eukaryota, Fungi, Ascomycota, Eurotiomycetes, Onygenales, Onygenaceae. The transcript is spliced from 4 exons. The record is from RefSeq and is a predicted model, not a curated record.
AUGGACGGCAAAGUAGCAGUAAUUGCAGGGGGUUCUGCUGGGCUUGGGUGUGAGUUAGCAUCACAGCUGGUGCAAGCUGGUGCUGAUGUUAUCAUUCUGGCUCGCAAUCGCGAACGCCUAGAGGCCACGGAGCAAGAAUUACUCGCCCUCCAAGUUCGGAAAAACCAAAAGAUCUGCGGAAGAUCAGUUGACCUUACGGAUUAUUCGCAGAUUGAAGCGUUUGCUCAAUCGCUUGAUGUUUCCCCUGGAUAUGUCUUUUGCGUAGCUGGUGGUUGCGCUGAAGAAGUUGGCUUUUUUGCCGAUAUUUCAUCGCGGGACAUCGUGUCUUGUUUCGAGAAGAACUACUUCUCAUCCGCGUUUGUCGCCCAUGCCUUCAUUCGGCAGUGGAUCAACCAGCCCAAAAGGUCAGAGCCCAGGCAUCUGAUAUUCACAGGGUCAACUGCUGCUUUCAUCGCAAUCCCAGGCUAUGCGGCAUACACUCCGACUAAAACAGCACUCAGAGCACUGGCUGAUACCCUUCGCCAAGAGGUGUUGAUGUACGAAUCGCACGUCAACAUCCAAGUCCACUGUUCCUUUCCAGGGACUAUUUUUACCGAGACAUUCGAAAAGGAGCAGCAGAAAAAGCCGGAUCUCUGCAAGGAGAUUGAGGGCUCGGAUGAUGAGAAAAAUGGCAUGACUUCCUAUGCAGUGGCCAAAGGUAUCAUUGACGGUCUCAAGAAAAACCAAUAUUUUAUUGCUCUAGACAUGCAGACAAGGCUGUUGCUAAACAAUAUGCGAGGGCCAAGUCCAGCAGAGUCUUACGUAUGGGAUUGGCUCUUGUGCAUAGCGGCAUCGGUCGUAUGGCCGAUUUUCCGUCGUAUCUUCGACAGAAAAACAAGGAUAUAUGGAAGAGAAAGGGUGCAGAAAUCUCGAGAGUAG